Messenger RNA from Astyanax mexicanus (Mexican tetra), 2277 nucleotides. It is a transcript of the gene hbae5, whose product is annotated as hemoglobin, alpha embryonic 5. Gene Ontology annotation, molecular function: oxygen binding; iron ion binding; heme binding. NCBI's taxonomy places the organism in Eukaryota, Metazoa, Chordata, Actinopteri, Characiformes, Acestrorhamphidae. Gene Ontology annotation, cellular component: haptoglobin-hemoglobin complex; blood microparticle; hemoglobin complex. The transcript has 3 exons. Gene Ontology annotation, biological process: oxygen transport; hydrogen peroxide catabolic process. The record is from RefSeq and is a predicted model, not a curated record. Bases 1747 to 2178 code for a protein of 143 amino acids.
CCUGCAUGGUGAACUAUUAAAAUAUAUAUACAUAUUGCCUUACAAUUAAAUUGAUCAGUAAAUUAUAUUACUAAACAGCAUUUGCCAAAUAUCCUCUAAAUUAUAGUUUCGUUGUCAGGUAUAUUGAGAAUGAAUGCAAACUUAUACCCAGCCAGGCAGUGGGCUGUUUAUCUUCCCCAUCCAGACACUCACAUACGCACAGCAGACUCCCCCACUAUCUGCAGUCACACACUCCCCAUCACGUGGAUCUGCGAUUAAAAACAUUGGUCUGCUAUAUAGAAAUCAUGAGAAAUAAAUAGAGCAUGAUUAGGGCGUGGUUUAAUCUCCUUUUAUAGGACGGUGAUUCAGCCAAUAAAUGAAAUGCGUGAUUCAUAAAUCUGUUACAAAUCAAAUCAUGCAUCAGCACGUUGGACUAGUGACAUCCAACAGCUGCACAUUUUAUUCUAAAAAAAGUAUAUUAUCAGCUUUAAUAUUAGACUUUGAUAAUUAGAUUGUGCUACAUUUUAAUAUAAACUUGGCGUAACGUUCCUCAGGUUUUCUGAAACAGUUUUACAUAUUCAUAUAUAAUAUUAAUUUAACCUAAACAGCUCUUUGUCUCUAAACGUAUACAGCUCUAUAAACAAUUAAGAGACCACUUCAGUUUCUGAAUCAGUUUUUCUGAUUUUGCUAUUUAAAGAUGUAUGUUUCAGUAAAAUAACCAUUGCUGUUUUUUUCUCUAAACUACGGAAACAUUUCUCCCAAAUUCCAAAUAAGAAUAUUGGCUGAAAUAACAAAAAGAUGCAGAGCUUUUAGAUUCAUAUUCAUAAAGUUUUAAGAGUUCAGAAAUCAAUAUUUGGUGGAAUAACCCUGGUUUUUAAUCACAUACACAUCUUGGCAUGUUCUUCUCCCCCAGUCUUACACACAGCUUUUGAAUAAAUUUUUGCCACUCCUGGUGCAAAAAUUCAAACAGCUUUGUUUGAUGUCUUGUGUUCAUCCAUCUUGCUCUUGAUUAUAAGGUUUUCAACUUGACAAAAUGAAAGAAACCCAUAAUUUUUAAUUGGUCUUUUAUGUUUUCCAGAGCUGUGAUGAUUUUAGAUUUUUUUUCUGUUUUCUGUUUUAAUUAACUUGUUCCUUUAAGCAUGAAAAUGCUUCAAAUAGGCCUAUCAUGUGAAAUAGGCCGUUUUAUUUCUUAUUUUAGUUUUUGGAAAAAUGUUGACAUUGUCUUAUUCCAAACACAUUCAUAUUUGCCAGUGUUAAAUCCACAUGUUUAUAGCACAUUUUAUUUGCUUCCAAAUGCGUUCAUGACCAUUCAACACACCAUUUCUGACAUAUAAAAUCCGCUGUUGUACAAGUAAUUAACGAACGUAAUUCGCCUUCGCCUUCAACCUUUUUGCUUUUCCUUCCAGCUUGUAUUUUUACACCAUAUAAAGAUACUGUCGGCUAAGUUAAUGUAAUUAUUUUUUUGUUAUCCAAAUGUAAAUACUAAAUGUGUUUGUGUAGUAUUUGCAGUAUAAAUAUGCAUUUGUUCAUGCGUUUGUGAUGUAUUUGCGUACACUCUCCAGUUUACAGUCCAAAUCUGAAAAACAGAAUGAAAAAAAAUUGGGGAAACAAUCAGUGGCAUCACGCCAAAGCUCGAAUGUUCUCUGGCAGUGGUUCAAUCUGGUACGUAGUUUGGGCUCCUAUCUUGGGUGUGACCCCAGUAGGACAAACCCAUAAAAGGAGAGCCGGUAACUCAACCAUCGCUAUUGCCAUCAGCAUCAAUCCAAAAUGAGCCUCUCCGCAAAGGACAAGAGCCUUGUCAAGAGCUUCUGGGCUAAGGUCGCCCCAAAAGCUGACGCGAUCGGCCACGAUGCCCUGGCCAGAAUGCUCUCGGUCUACCCUCAGACCAAAACCUACUUCUCCCACUGGCCAGACAUGAGCGCUGGCUCUACCCCCGUGAAGAACCACGGAAAGAAGAUCAUGGGAGGUCUGGCCGAGGCCGUGGCCAAAAUCGAUGACCUGGUCGGAGGUCUGCUCACCCUCAGCGAGCUGCACGCCUUCCAGAUGAGAGUGGACCCUGCUAACUUCAAGAUCCUCUCCCACAACAUCCUCGUGGUGCUGGCAGUCAAUUACCCCAACGACCUCACCCCCGAGGUGCACCUGGCUGUGGAGAAGUUCCUCGCUAACGUGGCUCUGGCUAUGUCGGACAAAUAUAGAUAAAUAUUUCCACACAUUUGGGGGGAGCAGUGGUCGACCCACCAGACAAACUUUAUGGCUUGAUGAGCUGAAAUAAAGAGUACUCGGUCUGGAGAAACGUUU